Cololabis saira (Pacific saury) is the source of this 2950-nucleotide messenger RNA. RefSeq names its product speckle-type POZ protein. Gene Ontology annotation, cellular component: nucleus; cytoplasm. Bases 214 to 1338 code for a protein of 374 amino acids. Gene Ontology annotation, biological process: regulation of proteolysis; proteasome-mediated ubiquitin-dependent protein catabolic process. Gene Ontology annotation, molecular function: ubiquitin protein ligase binding. The record is from RefSeq and is a predicted model, not a curated record. NCBI's taxonomy places the organism in Eukaryota, Metazoa, Chordata, Actinopteri, Beloniformes, Belonidae. The transcript is spliced from 10 exons.
GAGAGCUGCCAGCGUUACAACCAGAGCUAACAACAACAGAAAACCCCGCACGGCUAGCGUUCAAAUUCAACCCAACAAAGAGGGGGCAAACUGCUUCCAUCUGGUGUGUGCUGACGCAGAUGGACGUCAGGACUCGACAUUGACGAACGGAAGCGACACAUUCCUCCUCCUUCUCCUCAGCAUCUUGCUCCAUCACCUCCUGUCACGCUGGCAAUGUCAAGAGUCCCGAGUCCCCCUCCCCCGGCGGAAAUGUCCAGCGGGCCUGUGGCGGAGAGCUGGUGCUACACACAGAUCAAAGUGGUUAAGUUCUCUUACAUGUGGACCAUCAACAACUUCAGCUUCUGUCGUGAGGAGAUGGGCGAGGUCAUCAAGAGUUCAACUUUCUCCUCUGGGGCCAACGACAAACUGAAAUGGUGUUUGCGAGUGAAUCCUAAGGGCCUGGAUGAGGAAAGCAAAGAUUACCUGUCCCUCUACCUGCUGCUGGUCAGCUGUCCGAAGGCAGAGGUGCGCGCAAAAUUCAAGUUCUCCAUUCUCAACGCCAAGGGAGAGGAGACCAAAGCCAUGGAAAGCCAGAGGGCAUACCGCUUCGUCCAAGGGAAAGACUGGGGCUUCAAAAAGUUUAUCCGGAGAGAUUUCCUUCUAGAUGAGGCCAACGGCCUCCUGCCUGACGACAAGCUCACGCUCUUCUGCGAGGUAAGUGUGGUGCAGGAUUCCGUCAACAUAUCUGGUCAAAAUACAAUGAAUAUGGUGAAGGUGCCUGAUUGCCGGCUAGCUGACGAGCUUGGGGGCCUUUGGGAGAACUCGCGCUUCACAGACUGCUCCCUGUGUGUGGCUGGGCAGGAGUUUCAGGCCCACAAAGCUAUCUUAGCCGCACGCUCCCCUGUCUUUAGCGCUAUGUUUGAGCAUGAAAUGGAAGAGAGCAAAAAGAACCGUGUGGAGAUCAAUGAUGUGGAGCCGGAGGUUUUCAAGGAGAUGAUGUGCUUCAUUUACACAGACAAGGCUCCAAACCUGGACAAGAUGGCUGACGACCUCCUCGCAGCAGCUGAUAAGUACGCCCUGGAGAGACUUAAGGUCAUGUGUGAAGACGCGCUGUGCACGAGUCUGUCUGUGGAGAAUGCUGCCGAGAUCCUCAUCCUCGCUGAUCUGCACAGCGCUGACCAGCUCAAAACGCAGGCAGUCGACUUCAUCAACUACCACGCUGCAGAGGUGAUGGAGACAGCAGGGUGGAAGUCCAUGGUGGCGUCUCAUCCACACCUGGUGGCCGAAGCUUACCGCUCCCUCGCGUCUGCCCAAUGCCCUUUCCUCGGACCCCCACGCAAGCGCCUCAAACAGUCCUAACACCCUGACAGCAAGACAUCUAACACACCCAUGCUCGCAUGCAUACACACACAGAAACACACAGGUUUACCCUCCUGGCCCCAGACUCACAGGGACAACCUUUCCCCCUUGCUUUUACCUAGAGCCUCCCCCAAAUGUUCCCCUUCUGCCCCAUCCAGAACCUGCUGUAUUUAGGAGAUGGAAGAGAAGGAUAGGUGGGCUUGUGAAGCAAAUGGUUGUUGUUUACAAAAAAAAAAACUCUCAACAAAGUCCCCCUUCUCCCUGGCUCUGGCUAAGUGAGGUCUGACAUCGCGCUCUUUUCCGUGUAUCCUUGGACAUCCUGCUAGUUUCUACUUCGGAGUCCGUUUAGGGGGGCUACUGGUCGUGAAACCCAGUAAGAGCCAACUGUGUGAAAGUUAGGAAGAUGGUGGUACUGCGCCAUAUAGAGUUUUUAAAAGUCAAUUUUAUCCUAAAGCUUCUUAGAGUUUGGAAUGAGGUGACCAGAGAAGAACCCAAACUUAAAGACAUGUGACAUACUUAAAAAGUGGGCCUAUAGUUCUAAACUAAAAGCCCCGCCCCAAGAAAGGCAACCAAGGGCUAGUCUGAAAAGCAGAAAUAGGAUGAAAUAAUCAAAAUUUUCCCAAAGAAAGUUGGGAAAACGUUGCACUAAAGUUACAGGUCACCGCUUGCCAACCCUUACCAGCAGUAAUGUAGAAAUACUGUAGGCAAGCACACAAUGAAGCAAGCUUCAUGGACUAAAGACCCAGCUGGACCGCCUCCAACAAGUACCCUUUAAGAUCUAUCAGCGAGUGACAAAACCAACACAUGUACUUCUGUAUAGAACUGUCCAAGCUUCACCUGCAUCUGUGUUUAUUAUUUAAAUAGCUGGAAAAAAAGAGGAUACAGAAAAUUGCAACGCACAACAGGAUGUCAGUCUUGGGGAAAUUGUAUUUUGUGUGUGGAUCUGUGUUUGUAGCCCUUGAGAGGAGUAUCUUGUCCAAGGAGUCAGAAAUCAUCCACCAGGAGACAACAAAGGGAGGAAAAAUGUCAAGAAAUGGUUACAGAUAACAUUAGGCUUCAAAGAGGCAUGUCGAUGUUUUGUUGUGACAGAUUUCGUAUUUGUUUUUUUGUCUAUUAUUUUUUUUCCUCAGAACUGUUCUAUUUUUUUCAUAAAAUUUGUACAGAUGCUAGUGUUUUUGAAGCUGUAAAACAGAAGGUUUUUAAUGAUGAAACUGAAAGUGGAGAGUUUUUUUUCUUUGCAGGCAUGAAGACUGAAGGGAAAUCAAAUUGAAAUGAACACGUUUUAAUGUUCAGAAAAAAAUUGAGGAAAAAAAAAACCCAUGCAAAAUACAUCUGAAGUUAUCAUUUUAACCUGGUGGAAAAUGGUAACUGAUGGAAGGAACCAUUGUUGUUUAUUUCCUGUAGAUAUAUCUAAUUUUGAAAAGUGACACUUAGUUGUUGCCAUUUUUUUGUUCCCAGAAAAAUAAACCACAACUAUUUUGUAUUGAAUGCAGCUCAAAUGUUGUCUGUGUAUUUGUAUAUAAAUUAAAUGAAAAUGUGUGUUUCCUUCUUUUACAAACUCUUACGUCGAGUGAAGUUGGCAUUGUCCUGCUAAAAUAAGCAGAGAGGUCCC